AUUCCACUUGUUUGCUGGCAGAUCCAAAACGGCAUUUUUGAAUGCGUCAACUGCUUCUUCUGGUGACUGCAACCUUUGACCACGUAGUCUGUUUUUAAUUUUCGGGAAAGUAAAGAAAUCGUUAGGACUUAGAUCGGAACUAUAUGGAAGAUGGUGCAAUAAUUCCACGUUUUCUUCCGUUAAAUACAGCCUUGUUUUUGUACUGUGUGCGAGCUUGCAUUGUCUUGGUGGAGGAUGAUUCUUCUUUCGGGGUUGAUUUUUCGAAGCUCGACUGUCGUUUAUUUUCUGGUUCAUAACAGUAA
Acanthoscelides obtectus is the source of this 302-nucleotide messenger RNA. Lineage: Eukaryota; Metazoa; Arthropoda; Insecta; Coleoptera; Chrysomelidae. The record is from the annotation of a GenBank genome assembly.